CUUGUCUCAGUGUCUCGUUUGCGUCGACGGCAUUGAGGCUACUGUUAUUGUCUGUAGGCGGGAGCCAGGGUACAGGGUCUUUUGUCUGUGUUUGACUCCGUAGUUUGAUCCGAGGCCUUCCGGUGCUUUCCCGGGGCAGCCAGCAGAAGCCGAAGCGGCCGCCCCCGCCCCACCCCUCAGUCCCGGGACUCGGGAGGGAACGAGCCCGCGUCACGCCCCUCAGCGUUCGCCUUUCCCUUCUCUGUCGUUGCAUCUGCAUCGUGUCCCCGGAAUCAGACGGUGCCCCAUAGAUGGCCAGCUUUCCCCCGAGGGUCAACGAGAAAGAGAUCGUGAGAUCACGUACUAUAGGUGAACUUUUAGCUCCAGCAGCUCCUUUUGACAAGAAAUGUGGUCGUGAAAAUUGGACUGUUGCUUUUGCUCCAGAUGGUUCAUAUUUUGCUUGGUCACAAGGACAUCGUACAGUAAAGCUUGUUCCGUGGUCCCAGAGCCUUAAGAACUUUCUCUUACAUGGCACCAAGAAUGUUACUAAUUCAAGCAGUUUAAGAUUGCCAAGACAAAAUAGUGAUGGUGGUCAGAAAAAUAAGCCUCGUGAACAUAUUAUAGACUGUGGAGAUAUAGUCUGGAGUCUUGCUUUUGGGUCUUCAGUUCCAGAAAAACAGAGUCGCUGUGUAAAUAUAGAAUGGCAUCGAUUCAGAUUUGGACAGGAUCAGCUACUCCUUGCAACAGGAUUAAACAAUGGUCGUAUCAAAAUAUGGGAUGUAUAUACAGGAAAACUCCUCCUUAAUUUGGUAGAUCAUACCGAAGUGGUCAGAGAUUUAACUUUUGCUCCAGAUGGGAGCUUGAUCCUUGUGUCAGCUUCAAGAGACAAAACUCUCCGAGUGUGGGACCUGAAAGAUGAUGGAAACAUGAUGAAAGUUUUGAGAGGACAUCAGAACUGGGUGUACAGCUGUGCAUUCUCUCCUAACUCUUCUAUGCUGUGUUCAGUUGGAGCCAGUAAAGCAGUUUUCCUUUGGAAUAUGGAUAAAUAUACCAUGAUUCGGAAACUAGAAGGCCAUCACCAUGAUGUUGUAGCUUGUGACUUUUCUCCUGAUGGAGCAUUACUGGCUACUGCAUCUUAUGAUACUCGAGUAUUUAUCUGGGAUCCAUAUAAUGGAGACAUUCUGAUGGAGUUUGGGCACCUAUUUCCCCCACCCACUCCAAUAUUUGCUGGAGGAGCAAAUGACCGAUGGGUACGAGCUGUAUCUUUUAGUCAUGAUGGACUGCAUGUUGCAAGCCUUGCUGAUGAUAAAAUGGUGAGAUUCUGGAGAAUUGAUGAGGAUUAUCCAGUACAGAUUGCACCUCUGAGCAAUGGUCUUUGCUGUGCCUUUUCUACUGAUGGCAGUGUUUUAGCUGCUGGGACACAUGAUGGAAGUGUGUAUUUUUGGGCUACACCAAGGCAAGUUCCUAGCCUUCAACAUUUAUGUCGAAUGUCAAUUCGAAGAGUAAUGACCACACAAGAAGUCCAGGAUCUGCCAGUUCCUUCCAAAGUUUUGGAGUUUCUCUCCUAUCGUAUUUAGAUGGCUCUGCCUUUCCUAGUAGUGGGAAUUGACAGAAUAUACUUAACAAACCUCAAGCUCUACUGACUUCAAGUAUCUGUUUUUAAAGAUUUGAAAGAAUUAUUUAAUUUGAUACAUUAUGUGCUACAUUUUCAUCAGUUGAGCUUCUAAAAUAUUAUUUAUAGACUGUAGGAGAACUUUCUGAACAUAUGUGUAAAAUUUUUUUUUAAGAGUAACUGUGAAAACAUACAGACAUGUAUAUAUUUAGACAUAAGCUGCUAUGUGUUAAAUGGACCCUUCCUUUGCUUUUCUAAUUUUUAGUUUUGGCCUGUAUAUAUUACUUCUGUAGAGCCACAAUAAGUAUUUUUACUGUAAAGUAUGAUGAUUUUUUUUUUCUUUUUUUUUUUUGAACACCAAGUUAGAUAGUAAAUUUCCACUUAAGGCUGAAUUGCCUCAUACAAAAUGAAUUUGGUUGUGGGGGGGUGUGUGUAUUUCAGACUGACCUGCAAGUGAAACAGUUUUUGUACAUGGAAAAGGAUUUUGUUUUAGGGAUGGUAUCUGAGAGGAGGAGUUUGAAUGUGACACUACUUAAAAAAAGAAAAGAAGAAAAAAGAGCCAGGAUUUAACUUUAAAAAGGGUAUCUUUCUUUUUCUCCCCUAAAUACUGCUGUGAGCCUUAAUGUAAAAAAGCAACUUGCCUCCUUACCCCUAUGCUAUAGAGAAUUAUACAUUUUAGUCAAUUUGAAAUAUCCCUCUACUGUAUUAUUGGUAAAUAUUUUGUUUGUACUAAGGGACAACUAUUUUAAGACCCUUUUUUUUUUAAUAUUCGGUGUUUCUGCAGAGGAUAAUAUUGGUGACUUGCCAAAGAGAAGCAAUAUAGUAUAUCUGCUUUUACCUUCUGGUAUUUAUCUUAUCUGCAGAUAUUAAGAAUGUAUGCAUUACAUAAAAUGCUUGAUUAUAUAUUUUUUGUUGAGUUUUUUUUUUAAUUAAAGACUUACGAAAAACUUGGU
Molecule: messenger RNA, 2544 nt
Organism: Sciurus carolinensis (gray squirrel)
Lineage: Eukaryota; Metazoa; Chordata; Mammalia; Rodentia; Sciuridae
Gene: Wsb1
Product: WD repeat and SOCS box containing 1
Exons: 9
Coding region: 291-1556 (421 amino acids)
Biological process (GO): intracellular signal transduction
Molecular function (GO): protein binding
Source: RefSeq, a predicted model, not a curated record